Naumovozyma castellii is the source of this 1746-nucleotide messenger RNA. It is a transcript of the gene PAP1, whose product is annotated as polynucleotide adenylyltransferase PAP1. The record is from RefSeq and is a predicted model, not a curated record. Bases 1 to 1746 code for a protein of 581 amino acids. The transcript has a single exon. NCBI's taxonomy places the organism in Eukaryota, Fungi, Ascomycota, Saccharomycetes, Saccharomycetales, Saccharomycetaceae.
AUGAAUUACCAAAAAGUAUACGGUAUCACUGGUCCUGUCUCGGUGGCAGGUCCCACAGCACCUGAGAACAAAUUAAACGAUGAAUUAAUUCAAGAGUUGAAGAAGGAAAACUCCUUCGAAACGGAACAGGAAACCGCCAAUAGGGUUAAAGUGUUAGAGACCCUUCAAAUGCUUACUGAAAAAUUUGUGUUCCAAGUGUCGAAGAAUAAGAAUAUGUCUGAUGGGAUGGCGAAGGAUGCUGGUGGCAAAAUAUUUACCUAUGGUUCGUAUAGAUUAGGUGUCCAUGGCCCUGGGAGUGAUAUAGAUACGUUGGUGGUAGUUCCCAAACAUGUUACAAGAGAAGAUUUUUUUACUGUUUUUGAUGCUCUGUUGAGAGAAAGAGAUGAAUUAGAUGAAAUUGCACCAGUUCCAGAUGCUUUUGUACCGAUCAUUAAGAUGAAAUUCAGCGGAAUUUCUAUUGAUUUAAUUUGUGCCAGAUUAGACAUUGCACAGGUACCCUUGAACUUGACAUUGAGUGAUAAGAAUUUGUUGAGAAAUUUGGAUGAGAAGGAUUUAAGAGCUCUUAAUGGGACGAGAGUCACAGAUGAGAUUUUGGAGUUAGUCCCGAAACCAAAUGUAUUUAGAAUAGCAUUGAGAGCCAUCAAAUUGUGGGCUCAAAGGAGAGCUAUUUAUGCAAACAUUUUUGGGUUCCCUGGUGGUGUUGCAUGGGCCAUGUUAGUGGCAAGAAUUUGUCAAUUAUAUCCAAAUGCAUGUAGUGCUGUGAUUCUUAACAGAUUCUUUAAGAUUCUUUCGGAAUGGAAAUGGCCACAACCAGUGGUACUAAAACCAAUUGAAGAUGGUCCACUACAAGUCCGUGUUUGGAAUCCCAAAAUUUAUGCUCAAGAUAGAUCACAUAGAAUGCCCGUCAUCACUCCAGCAUACCCUUCAAUGUGUGCAACACAUAAUAUAACAGAAUCCACCAAGAAAGUUAUUCUAGAGGAAUUUGCAAGAGGUAUUCAAGUGACAAAUGAUAUCUUUUCAAACAAGGGAACUUGGGCAGAUCUUUUCCAGAAACAUGAUUUCUUCUACAAAUAUAAAUUCUACUUAACCAUUACGGUCUCAACAAAGGGUUCAGACGAAGAACAUUUAAAAUGGAGUGGGCUUGUAGAAAGUAAGACAAGAUUGUUGGUGUUGAAAUUGGAAGCCCUAGCCGGCAUUAAAUUAGCGCAUCCAUUCACAAAACCAUUUGAAAGCUCAUAUUGUUAUGACACUGAAGAAGAUUAUAAGAAUAUUUUAAAUAAUUAUGGCUCUCACAAGACGGAGGGUCAACUGGAGAAAUACGUGAAGGUGACUGAUGACAACAAAGACGAUGAAACAAUAAAGGACCAAAAACAAGUUCAUAUUACGACAAUGUAUAUUGGUUUAAGCGUAAACGUAACUGAGAAGAAGGAGAAGAUAGACAUACACGUACCCUGCACAGAAUUCUUCAAUCUCUGUCGUAACUUUAGUGAAGAAUAUCAAAAAUCAGACACUUUUGCAUUAUCUAUAAGGUAUGUGAAGCUAUACGACAUAUCUGAUGAAGUGUACGAUGAAGGUGAAGCUAGACCCAAGAAAAAGAAAUCUAAGAACAAGAAAAGAAAGGAUGAGAAUGAAGCUGAUAUUUCUAAGAGGCCCAGGUCAGAUACAGCGGCCUCUGUUCAUGAGGAGAAUAGUUCAUCUGUUCCCGCCCUUGAACAGUCGACGAAACCCAUAACACCCGUCACCUAA